AUGGAUCUUGAGAACGUCGGCCAUACCCUCUCCUGGCCGUCACAACCGUCCAGUAUCGAGAACAGCGACAGCCCUGCACGCUUAGCCAGACUGUACAGCAAUCUGGAUCCAGCGCUGGUUCGAGCCGUUCCACUGAGCGCUUGCUUGGCGCGCUGGGGACGCCCUUUCCGGAACGAAGAUGAGGGCAUGUUCUCCGUCGACACGACGAACGAUCAACUCAGCCAAAAGACUGACCAGAUCGACAAUUUUCUUAGCCACGAUUGGGGUACCAGCCGGUUCCUCAAGGUGCUGACCCUACUUUGGAUGUUCAACAUCAGAGCCGCCACCGUCGCAACCUUUCUUAUGAGUUGCAUCCUUGGCUUCCUCCGCAUCUUUUGGAAGGGCACCAUGCUGGACCAUUGGCGCUCCAUCUUGUUCGGCUACGCGACAUUCGUGAUUGUUCUCUGCUGGUGGCAACGGAUCCAAUCUCUCUUUGGCUUCAGGCGCACGGUUUUCCUGGACAAGCUGUGCAUUGCCCAGCACGAUGCGGACCUGAAGCAGCAGGGAAUCCUAGGAUUAGCCGGCUUUCUGGAGAAGUCGAACACGCUCACGAUUCUAUGGACGCCACGUUGGGCAACCCGCCUUUGGUGCACGUACGAGUUGGCAGCCUUCAUGCAGCAGUCGAACAAGCCGAUCGAGCUCAUGCCAGUGAGGAUGGCCGGCAUUCUGCUGAUGCAGUGUGGUUGUUGGACGUCGAUCUCUAUUGCCCACGCUAUUGUGGCCUCUGGCUCUGACGACGGCCAAGGUGAUUCUGAUCUGGCCGCUCAUCAACUGACACUCAUCCGCCUGGGAAUCUUCACUGCGAUCGUGGUGGCUCUCCUUGUUUGGAUGGUCCACACGGGCCUGUGGUUCAUGAAAGAGUUGGCCGAGCUGCCAGGGCAGCUGAAAGCCUUUCGGAUACAAGAUGCCGCAUGCUACUGCUGCGCACACGGCCACCGUCAUCCAAAGACGGGGGCAAAGAUUCCUUGUGAUCGAGAGUAUGUGUACUGGAUGAUUCGAAGGUGGUUUCAUGAUCCAGAAGCACCGGGGGAGUCGAACCUGGAUGCGUUCAAUGCCCUGGUGAGAGAGCAGCUGGCACCGGUGGUGCUCAAACAUGCAGGUGGGAGCACGCUGCCUUUGAGUUAUGCCCUGUACGCCUGUGCCGCCUGCAACUUGCCCUGGCUCAUUGACUACAUUCCGUGGUGGGUGGCUGCGUGCUAUUCAGGAGAGAAAACUGGCAUUGCAUUCUUUUUGUGGUGGCUCCGCGGCAUGAUGCUGUUCCUUUACCACGCUUUCCUGCAGCUCGCCAUGAUGCGCAUCUGCACGAUGAUGUGGAAAGCCUUGCUGCCACUGGCAGACCGGAUCUGGCGCUCUGUCUUGACAACGGUGCAGAUUUUCAUGAUGCUCAUCAUCGCGAUGCUUCUGUGGCUGGCGUUUCGCAUUGUGUACCAGGUCACGGACAACACGAGUCUGCUGCCUGCCGUGCCCUUUUUCGCUCUCGUCAUUCUGGACAUCGCCCUUUUCUGGCGAUCUGGAGAGCAAGUUCCGGCUUCUGACAAACCAGAUUAUACAGAAGCAGGUCCGUCUUCGUCCCAUGCCGCAGAGCCUGAACCACAUGAUGUCGAGAAGAAGGCCGAAGAUGCAUUAAGGACUUCCGGUCAUUCCGGUCACACCUUCGCCUUGCACAUUGCCAAAGAGGAGCCUGAAGGGCCGCUGGUGGAAGUGAAACUUUAG
Molecule: messenger RNA, 1752 nt
Organism: Symbiodinium sp. CCMP2592
Lineage: Eukaryota; Dinophyceae; Suessiales; Symbiodiniaceae
Source: the annotation of a GenBank genome assembly